AUGACGGUUUCUGAGAAAGACGUUGACAAGAAGGCGGAGCUGGCGGUCGAGCCGGCCUCAGAAGGCAGUGUGCCGCCUCACGAUGACUUGGAGCAGGGUGCCAUCAACCCCCUGAAGCGGAAUCUCCAGGGUCGCCACAUGCAAAUGAUUGCCAUCGGCGGUGCCAUUGGCGCUGGUCUGUUUGUCGGCACUGGUAAUGCUCUGCAAGAGGGAGGACCGGGUUCCCUGCUCCUCUGCUAUCUUAUUGUCGGCGCUAUGCUCUUGUUGACCAUCCAUGCGCUUGGAGAGUUGGCUGUUCUCUACCCAGAGAAUGGAGCCUUCUUCAGUUACUGUUCUUGCGUCGAAUUGGAAAACAAAAAGGCCGGCGCUAAUAUCAUUACGAACAGGGGAUUCGCCGUCGGCUGGGAUUAUGCUAUCAGCUGGUUGGUCAUUUUGCCCUUUGAGCUCACAGCGGCUGGUAUUACCAUAAGGUUCUGGCGACAGGAUCUGAAUGUUGGGAUCUGGAUCGCAGUAUUCUUGGUGGUUCUGAGCGCCAUCCAAAUCUUCGGUGUCCGAGGAUAUGGUGAAGUUGAAUUCGCCCUCGGAAUGAUCAAGGUCACUGCACUGAUUGGGUUCAUCAUAUUGGGGAUCGUGAUCGACUGUGGUGGUGCACCAGUGGGUGGAUACAUUGGAGCUCACUAUUGGCACGUCCCCGGUGCUUUCACGGACUUCAAGGGGUUCUGCUCGGUCUUCGUGACGGCUGCCUUUGCUUUCAGCGGGACCGAACUGAGUGGUCUGGCCGCGGCAGAGGCUGCAAACCCUGCCAAGUCUCUCCCGAAAGCGACGAAGCAAGUCUUCUGGCGUAUCAUGCUCUUCUACGUUCUGGGAACAUUCAUUGUCGGUCUGAUCGUGCCGUACAAUGCUAAUUAUCUUCUUGGAUCAUCGGGCGCCAACACCAAGGCUUCGCCAUUCGUUGUCUCCAUCCAGAACGCCGGUAUUAAGGGUCUGCCAUCUGUCAUGAACGCAGUUAUCACUCUUUCUGUGAUCAGCGUGGCCAACUCUGCGACAUAUGGAUCUAGCCGGACCAUCCAGGCCAUGGCUCAGAGAGGUAUGGCCCCCAAAUUCUUUGCCAAAGUCGACAAAGCUGGUCGGCCUGUCUGGUGCCUUGCACUGCAGAUUGCCUUCGGAUUCCUGGCCUUCAUCAAUGAGGCGUCUAACACAGGUGGCAUUAUUUUCGACUGGCUGCUGGCGCUCUCCGGUAUCUCCGACUUCUUCGUCUGGGGAAGCAUCUGCUUCGCUCACAUUCGCUUCCGCAAGGCCUGGGCGCACAACGGGCGCGAUGUCAAAGAGCUCGCCUUUUCUGCCCCGUUCGGUGUCAUUGGUAGCUGGAUCGGCCUCUCGCUCAAUGUGCUGUGUCUGAUCGCCGAAUUCUAUGUGUCGGUUGCAACCAUGAGCGCGGAGUCAUUCUUUGAGAACUACCUUGCCAUGCCUUUGAUCAUUCUCCUCUUCGUGGGCUGGCUGAUCUAUACCCGGAUCAACAAGGAUCCCAGACUCGAACGUGGCGGCUGGUUUAUAAAGGUGCAGGACAUUGAUGUCUUCAGCAAUAUUCGAGACAGUGCUUUGGACGUUGACCUGCCCCCGAAGGUCGAAUAUCCGACCUGGGGUGCAUGGUUAAAAGCGGCGCCUAUGAGACUUUUCCACUCUAUAUUCUGA
This is a messenger RNA of Penicillium lagena, 1692 nucleotides long. Its product is annotated as amino-acid permease. Gene Ontology annotation, biological process: amino acid transmembrane transport. Bases 1 to 1692 code for a protein of 563 amino acids. The record is from RefSeq and is a predicted model, not a curated record. The transcript has 5 exons. Gene Ontology annotation, cellular component: membrane. Lineage: Eukaryota; Fungi; Ascomycota; Eurotiomycetes; Eurotiales; Aspergillaceae. Gene Ontology annotation, molecular function: amino acid transmembrane transporter activity.